Salvia hispanica is the source of this 1608-nucleotide messenger RNA. Its product is annotated as putative membrane protein At4g09580. Gene Ontology annotation, biological process: autophagosome assembly. NCBI's taxonomy places the organism in Eukaryota, Viridiplantae, Streptophyta, Magnoliopsida, Lamiales, Lamiaceae. Gene Ontology annotation, cellular component: endoplasmic reticulum. The record is from RefSeq and is a predicted model, not a curated record.
GUAGGAUCCAAAUCCAAAGAUAUGAGUCAAUAACACCAAAUCCUUGAAUCUCCGAUUCUGUUCUCAAAUUCAAACGAUUGCUGAACAAGCAUUUGACUCCUAUUCCACUUCUCUCAAUUUGCAUUCUAGGGUUUGUUUUUCUAUGAUCAAUAUCAACCCCUCAUUUUUGUUUCUUCUAAUUUUGUUGAUAUAUAAGCGCACACACGCAAUUCAGUUAUCCGCCCCUCAAUUCCAGCUCAAUUUGAUGAAAUUCCCCCAAUUCCAGUUGCAUUAACAAAUCUCCCCCAAUUUCUGAGCGUGUUUUUGAGUGGGGGCGGUUUCGACUUGUUAAUCGCAGGAUCAGCAGGAAUGAUCGAAUCCCAAAACUAUUAUUUGAAUUCGUGUUCUGAUCAUAAUGAAGGCUACUAAAAUCCUGCGCAGUUUGUCGGCUCCCAACGCAUUGUUCGAGUCGUUUUCGACGUCGUCUGCGCCAUCGAUUUCCAUGGCGGCGCCGCGGAGCGUCUACGUGGAGAGGUCGUUGGAUGAGGACAGGGAGAAGAAUGCGGAGUCUCCGACAGAUAAGAAAUUCAGGGCGGAGAAAUCGCCGCCCUCUAGGUGGGAAUUUGUGGCAGCGUUGGGGGUAUUUUUGUCAUUCUCGUCUGGUUUGUUGUUCAUAUAUCUCACGAUGCCCGCGGCGGAUUAUGAUAUCCUCAAGCUGCCUCGCACUCUUGCAGAUCUUCGCUUGCUCAAAGAUCAUCUUGCAAGCUAUGCUCGACACUACCCAGCAAAGUUCAUUCUGGGUUACUGUUCGACAUACAUAUUCAUGCAGACAUUUAUGAUACCAGGGACAAUUUUCAUGUCCUUGCUAGCUGGAGCUCUUUUUGGAGUUGGCCGAGGCCUUUUCUUGGUUGUCUUUAAUGCCACUGCUGGUGCAUCGUCUUGCUAUUUUUUGUCAAAGCUUAUUGGCAAACCCAUUGUUCUCUGGUUGUGGCCUGAAAAGCUAAGAUACUUUCAGGCAGAGAUAGCGAGGCAUAGAGACAAGUUGCUCAACUACAUGCUCUUCCUGAGAGUUACCCCAACAUUGCCCAAUCUUUUCAUCAAUUUGGCUUCACCAAUUGUAGAUAUCCCAUUUUAUACCUUCUUUCUUGCAACUGUCAUUGGUCUUGUUCCAGCCUCUUAUAUUACUGUCAGCGCUGGACUUGCACUCGGAGAUCUGAAGUCGGUGAAAGAUCUAUACGAUUACAAGACCUUGGCCGUACUUUUCCUCAUUGGGUCUGUUUUAUUGUUUCCGACCCUCCUGAAGAGAAAAGCAAGUGUAUGAAUAGAUUUGUACGUGCAUUUCCUCCAAUCUCAGUGGAGAAGGAAAUCCAUAAACACGGCGAUUCCUUCAUCCGCGGUGAGUAUUCAAGUGCAGAAGCCUGCUAUUCAUUCUUUCUUUCAAGAUAUCGCAGCAGAAAUGGUGAGAUUUUACAUUUAUGCGACAUGAAGCAACACAUGAAUGUUGCUGUAUGUAUAUAUUCAUUCAACUCAAAUUUUGAAUGUCGCUUUAUAGUGAUAGUUAUUUUGGUGUUUGCCAUUAAUCAAUAUUAAGCACUGAGUUAUACUGUUCUGAUAGAUUUUUGUUUCUCA